GGGCGAUCCCCGCAUACAACUCAUUGAAUCUCUUGCCCUCUUGAUAUUGUGCGGGACAGGACGAAGACUCUUAUAUCUAUCCUGGUCUUAAGAGGCGUCAGUUGAUAUAAUUGCCCGUCGCUUCGUCGUUCCUUAGGAUUUUAGCCAAAUAGAAGAAAUUGAUGGGGAAGAAUGUCUUCGGAAUCUUCUUCCAUUCAGCCCCCCACUGCCAUCCACCCUCGAACUAGCUCUACGGGUGCCACAGAUGGAGCUAGUGCAACCUCAUCUGUCACAGAAAAUUCCAACCUUGUGGCGGUUCCCGAAGUAGGUCGGUUUGAAUCAAAUGGCGAUCAACUGCAGACAAACACAAACCUCCUGCGCAAACACACUCGCAACCGUUCCAGUGUGGAUGGCACCAAGUAUAGAGACGGUCAAUGGUCACCGGAGAAUGAGAGAAUCGUGUUGGGUCCCUAUGAUUAUAUGUUACAACACCCCGGCAAGGAUAUACGCCGGCAGCUUAUCAACGCCUUCAACGUAUGGCUGAAAGUUCCCCCGGAGAGUUUGGCUACCAUCACCAAGGUGGUAGCUAUGCUUCAUACAGCAUCGCUGCUGAUCGACGAUGUCGAAGAUUGCUCUAUCCUUCGCCGCGGAGUUCCCGUGGCUCAUAAUAUAUACGGCACAGCUCAAACAAUCAAUUCAGCGAACUAUGUUUACUUUCUAGCUCUUCAAGAAGUGCAAAAGCUGAACAAUCCCGCUGCGAUUGAAAUAUUCGCUCGAGAGCUAUUGAACCUCCAUCGCGGCCAAGGAAUGGACCUGUUCUGGCGAGACACUCUCACCUGCCCCAGCGAAGAGGAAUACCUUGAGAUGGUUGGGAACAAGACCGGUGGAUUGUUUCGACUAGCUGUGAAGUUGAUGCAGGCCGAGAGUGAUACGGGAAAGGACUGCGUGACUCUGGUUAACGUGUUGGGACUGAUCUUCCAAAUCUGCGAUGAUUACCUCAACUUAUCCAGUACAACAUACACGGAGAAUAAAGGUCUAUGUGAGGAUCUUACAGAGGGGAAGUUUUCAUUUCCCAUCAUUCACAGUAUUCGCUCCGACCCGAGUAAUCACCAGCUCAUCAACAUCUUGAAACAGAAAACCAAGGAUGACGAAGUCAAACUUUACGCAGUUAAAUACAUGGAAGGCACUGGCAGCUUUGCGCAUACUCAGGAGGUGGUCCGGGAUUUGCGCGAGAAAGCGUUAGCACUCAUUGACGAGAUAGAUGCCAAUGAAAAUGGCAGGGAAUCCGAAGGCUACGAUGGGGUGACGAUACGUGCAAUUCUUGAUAAGAUAACUGAGUCGACUUUGAAAGACGAUCGAAGGGCAACCAAAUAGUUUGGAUUGUGGUUCUUCCAGCGACUACGAUUAUGAUUCGGGUAAUGCGCUAAGUUUGAGGGUCUCCUCUGCAAUUGCUUGGAUUGGAUCACGAAUCAACGAUUCAGACGAACAUAACGAUAAGUUAGCUCCUAUCUUACCUGUUGAUUUGUGUAAGUAUUGAAUAGAGUCAUAUCUACCAC
Messenger RNA from Aspergillus alliaceus, 1535 nucleotides. RefSeq names its product FPP/GGPP synthase family protein. The transcript has 2 exons. Bases 172 to 1353 code for a protein of 393 amino acids. Lineage: Eukaryota; Fungi; Ascomycota; Eurotiomycetes; Eurotiales; Aspergillaceae. Gene Ontology annotation, molecular function: prenyltransferase activity. Gene Ontology annotation, biological process: isoprenoid biosynthetic process. The record is from RefSeq and is a predicted model, not a curated record.